This is a messenger RNA of Tupaia belangeri chinensis (Chinese tree shrew), 679 nucleotides long. Its product is annotated as translation initiation factor IF-2-like. The annotation marks the transcript as partial. The transcript is spliced from 4 exons. The record is from RefSeq and is a predicted model, not a curated record. Lineage: Eukaryota; Metazoa; Chordata; Mammalia; Scandentia; Tupaiidae.
AUGGCAGUGAUCACUGUCUACACAUUAUGCCGAGCUGCUUCCCUCUACUCAGUCCCACGCGACCGCUCGCCCCUCGCCCCCCGGCGCCCCCUGCCAGGCGGGCAAAGGAUACAGUCCCGGCUCCAGAAUGCCGCGGCGUCCGGGCGGGAGGGGCCCGCCACGUCCGCCCUCUUGGAACAACCGCAGCCGGGGCCGCCACGCCCCGGCCUCCAGGCUCAGUCCCCAUUGGCCGCCCGGCGCAGAGACCCGCCCCCGCUUGCGCGGCCGGGCCCGGCGCGGAGAGAGGGUCCGGGCAGAGUGGAGGCUUCGGGCCCCAGGUGCGGUGUGCGGCUCCGGCAGGGGCCGCGGGAACGAGCGCCCCGCGGAACUGCUGCUGCCGGACCAGCCCGGGCCGCCCAUCUGCGUCCCGCCGAGCUCUCAGGCGCCGAGAACUACAGCUCCCGGCAUGCUGGGAACUGGACGGCCGAGGCGCUGAGGCGGGGUCCAGCCGUCCCGCUGACCCUCGCCGCUCUGUCGGCCGCGCGCGGAGCUGGGACGCGAGCCAUGGAGGAGGCGCCGCCCCCGCUGCUGGGCGGCAAUAAGCCGCUGCUGGAGAAGCUGACCCUGGGCAUCACCCGCAUCCUAGAAUCUUCCCCAGGUGUAACAGAGGUGACCAUCAUAGAAAAGGCACCUGCUGCAC